AUGUCUGCUACUCCUGAACUGGCCAAAAACGGCCCAGGAGCAUUUGUAAGGCCCAGCAAGCGGCAGAGCAGAACGGACGACGAUGUUCGCGGUAGAUUGAGCGAUAGCAUAGAGGAGAACCCUAGCGAUAUCUGUACAUACCUAGAACUUGUGCGACUGCUUCAGGAUGAGGACCAGUUGUCUGAUGCACGCCAAGUGCUAGAUCGACUACAUGAACGAUUCCCGCUGUUUGCGCCUCUCUGGACUAUAGAACUCGGGUACGACCUUGAACGCGACGAAUUCGCACACGCAGAGACUCUGCUAACCCGUAGUCUUUCGGGUGAGCUGGACAAUAACGAUCUCGGGUUGUGGUUUAUGUACUUGGACUUUGUUCGUAGGAAGAACAACAUCAUCACAGGCGGCGAAGAAGCACGUAGCGUGGUACUCAAGGCAUUUGAUGCUGUUGCCACGAAAUGUGCAAGCUACGAACCGCGGUCAUCUGCGUUUUGGACUGAGUAUUUGUCAUUUCUAGAACAUUGGAAGCCCGUCAGUAAAUGGGAAGAGCAGCAACGAGUGGAUCUUACACGUUCGCUUUACAAACGCAUGCUUUGCAUCCCGUUCGAUGGACUGGAAAGAUCGUGGAGCAAAUACACUCAAUGGGAACAAGAAGUUAAUUCCUUGACAGCUAGAAAGUUUAUUGGAGAGCUUUCCGCUAAUUACAUGAAGGCCAGGUCUCUGUAUCAAGAAUGGGCCAAUAUUACAAAAGGUUUGAGGAAAACAUUGCCAUCUCGUCUGUCCCAAUGCUCUCGUCAAACAAUCCCACAGCCUGACCACUACGAUAUCGAUCAACUGCGAUUGUGGAAGGAAUGGAUCAAUUGGGAAAUGCAGAAUAAACUGGAUUUGCCAGAGCCAGAACACAAUCAACGCAUAGAAUAUGUUUACAAACAAUCGAUACAACAUCUUCUGUUUUCACCUGAAAUCUGGUAUAACUACUCCAUGUACGUUAUGUCAAGCUCAAGUGCAAAAGCAAGAGACAUUUUAGUGGCAGGAACGAAAGCCAUUGCGAACUCUUGCACUCUAGCUUUCAAACUGGCAGAGUCUUAUGAGCUUCAAAACGACGUGAAUGAGAUGCAAUUGUGUCUCGAGAGAUGCAUUGACUACUUGGUCCUAGAAUACCAUAUUAUGAGUGACGAAAACCAAGACACUUACGAAAAAAGGCAGAAAAUAACCUUCGCCUACUGUAUUUAUAUGAAUGCAAUGAAACGGGUCUCCGGACUCUCUGCUGCUCGUAAGGUCUUUGGGAAGUGUCGUAAGUUAAAGGACCUUUUGACCCACGAAAUCUACAUUGAAAAUGCAUACUUGGAAUACCACAACCAAAGUGACCACAAAACGGCUUGCAAAGUACUUGAACUGGGCAUGAAGUACUACUCUGACAGUGGUGAGUAUGUGAACAAGUAUUUGGACUUUUUGAUUUUAAUCAAUCAAGAUAGUCUAAUAAAAUCGUUAUUCGAAACUUCGCUGGACAAAGUAGUGGACGCAGACCAAUUGCAGACUAUUUAUAAGAAGGUCAUCAACUAUGAAUCGAAGUUUGGAAGUUUGAACAAUGCAUAUUCCAUCGAGAAUCGGGUUUUUGAGAAAUUUCCACAUUUAGAGAAAAUCGAAGUCUUUACAGACAGGUACCAGAUUCAAAACAGUAACUUGGUCAAGAUGCUUGAGCUCGACUAUUUACAAGACUCCAACCAUCCAUUCCAAAGCUCGGAGCAUGGGCGCAAAAGACUGAGAGAAAACUCAUCCUCAGCAUCUGCAUUCAAUAAUAAUAAAAGACAAAAAUCAGAAGAUUUUGUCACAGACAAGGUUAUCGAGAUCCUUAAAUUUCUACCAAAACGUCAGUAUUUUAAGACAGCAGUUCUGGACGCUGAAAAACUAACAAGAUACCUGUCUGAAAAUGUAACCAUACCGUCUAGUACGGAGGCCAAUCAGAUUGUUUAG
Lachancea lanzarotensis is the source of this 1968-nucleotide messenger RNA. It is a transcript of the gene RNA14, whose product is annotated as LALA0S06e03972g1_1. Bases 1 to 1968 code for a protein of 655 amino acids. The transcript has a single exon. Gene Ontology annotation, cellular component: nucleus. Lineage: Eukaryota; Fungi; Ascomycota; Saccharomycetes; Saccharomycetales; Saccharomycetaceae. Gene Ontology annotation, molecular function: mRNA binding; protein binding. The record is from RefSeq and is a predicted model, not a curated record. Gene Ontology annotation, biological process: mRNA 3'-end processing.